Molecule: messenger RNA, 687 nt
Organism: Dothidotthia symphoricarpi CBS 119687
Lineage: Eukaryota; Fungi; Ascomycota; Dothideomycetes; Pleosporales; Dothidotthiaceae
Exons: 1
Coding region: 1-687 (228 amino acids)
Source: RefSeq, a predicted model, not a curated record
AUGCGUGCGAGAUAUAAUCUUGCAUUCUCAGGCGUCAACCACCUUCUUCGUCAACGCCGGGAUUAUUGGUUGGACGGCAACCGAAAACCAAAACCUCUUUGGUACCUCUGGUACGAGAAUAUACGAUUCGAAGCCACCAACCCCCGGGACAAGGUGUACGGUGCACUUGGUAUGACAUCUGCACACCUGGCUGCAAAUUACACUGUCGACUGCCGAAAAUCCGUAGCACAGAUCUACCUUGAUGUCACAGUCAGUGUCUUAUCCUCAAAUCCCUACAUGUUCAUUGAUAUGUUAUAUGGCCUUCCCGUCUUGUCAACCAGGGACAAGUUCGAUCACGAUUCCCCAUCCUGGGCACUCGACUUUUCGUGUACGCAAGAAGGAUGGGCACAAGGCAUGCGCGAACACAUCUGGCGUGAUGCGUGGAAACGUGCAAUACCUCGGAACCUAACAACUCAGCUCAAAGUCAAAGAUCGCGACCUCGUGGUUGGGGCGUCAGUUGUAGAUGAAAUUGCACAUGUAAUCCGGUGUCCUAGAUCGGCGACAGCAUUCGAGGCGCUUGCUGACACGUUAACUCUAUCUCGACUGGCAGAAAUACAAAACUUGACAGAAGUUGAGUUUGUAUCCUUCAUACUCAAAUCGCAAAAACUUUACCAAUCUGGCUUGGCAGCUUCUGAACUGUGGACGUAG